AUGUCUAUCUUAUUUUUAUUAAUUAUCUUUUGUUAUUUACCAUUAAUUUAUUCAAAACCAUUAUCUUUUGAAGAAAAAAAACUUAUGGAUCAAAUGGCUAACUUUAAAUUUGAUUCAAUAUUAAACAAUAUUAAAACUUCAAACUGUGCUGAUGAAUGUUUCUUAUCAACAUCUAAAAUAUCAGUAAAAACAAUGACAGAAGCAUUAUUUUCCAAUGUAAAAAAUACUCAUGAAAUAUGUAAAAAUUCUAUUCCAUUUGAAAGAUGUUUAAAAAAAAAGAAAUGUCAGAAUGAUUUGAUGACAGAUACUUAUAUACUUACAUACAAAUUUGCCUGUCAAAAAUAUGGUAAAGAUAACACCUAUGUUUAUGAAACUUUUGAAAAAUUAAAGUGCCUUCAAAAUGAUGCUAAAAAAUUACUUGUUAAAUGUAGUAAUAAUUGUAGUGUUCAAAGUACUUUUAAAAAAAUUACCAAUUUAGAUGAUGAUGUUAAUAUGAUUGAUGUUGUAAAUGAAGGAGAUGAAAAGAUUUUAUCUUUACCAGAUUUUUCUCCUAUUUGCCAAUCUUCUACCUGCUUUUUAUCAUGUGUCGGAAAUAAUAUGAAUAAAGAAUGUGAGAUAGAAAAAUCAAGCUCAUUAAUUAGUGCACUUAGUAGUCUUUUUAAAUUAGAAGAUAGCACUUUAUAUGAAGGAGAGAUAAAAGAUAUUAAGUCAUAUUUUGAAUAUGUCAUACAAACACAAUGUCAAAAUUUGGGCACUUCAAAUGAUACUAUUAAGAUUGAGAAGACAAGACAUUUGCCUUCAUCUGUUGGAAAAGUUAAAACAGUUCCAGUAUCAUUUACAUCAAAACAUGAGGAAUGUGGAGGUUGUGAAAAAGAUAGAUUUGAAUAUAUGUAUAAAAAAAAUUCAACAAAAAUGUUGUCAUCUAUCGUGUCACAAAUUAGGUCAUCUUUAGAUAUGAUAUUUCAUAAUUAA
Strongyloides ratti is the source of this 972-nucleotide messenger RNA. RefSeq lists its product as hypothetical. The transcript is spliced from 3 exons. The record is from RefSeq and is a predicted model, not a curated record. Lineage: Eukaryota; Metazoa; Nematoda; Chromadorea; Rhabditida; Strongyloididae. Bases 1 to 972 code for a protein of 323 amino acids.